AUGCCCACGCUCCCGCCCGAGCUCUUUGACGAGGCGAUUGACCACCUUUGGGACGAUCCCACGACCCUCCGCGCGUGCAGCCUCACCUGCCGCGCCUUCGUCCCCACCGCGCGCCUCCACAUCUUUCGUACCAUCCGUAUCCAGGGUGCCGGGCACUGCGACCGCUUCCGCGCCCUACUUGCGACGGCGCCUGGCAUCGCCUGUUGCGUCCGCCGCUUGACCAUCUGCGCGGCGUACAAAGGUGUCGACGCAGAGGGCCGUGCCCUCGAGGACGAUGCCUGGGUGAACACCAUUGCCGCAGUCCUCCCCCAACUCACGCGUAUCACCACACUGGGCAUCGCACGCGUGCGGUGGAACGCCCUUCUGGCCGAGACACAGUGCGCAUUCGCUGAGCUCUUCCGCCAGAUUCAGACCCUGUUCCUCUUCGAGGUACGCUUCUUGGCGUCCGGGGACGUGUUGGACUUCCUGUCGGCAUUCCCGGUGCUCAGUGAGUUGUAUUUCCACGGCGUCUCAUGGGAAAACGAAUCCCCAGCGCCCUUGCCGCUUGCGAUUCAGCAUCCCGGGUAUAUGGAGGCGAGGAAGGAGCAGGAGCGCAUGCAGCUAUCGUACCUCUUCCUGGAUCCCAAGUCAUCCCCCACGCUAGUUACCGAAUGGUUGCUCAGGCACCCUUCGGAGCAGCAUCUGCGUUCAAUUCAGUUGUGCUGGCGUGAAAUCGACAAUAUGAAAGGCGUCGGCGACCUCUUGCAUGCGAGCGGCGCCUCCCUCGAGCGCCUGUCAAUCGAGUUCCCGGCUGGCGUGCCAGAGGAGGCUGUCCUGCAAAACCAGAUAAGCCUGGUACACAACACCGGCCUCCGAUCGGUGCAUUUCGGGGGCCUCAAAGUCGCAGUCGCACGCACCUUCCUUUCGAACCAUCUCUUCCCUUGGGUCACCGCGAUGAUCUCGCAAAUCCGCUCUACGCAUCUACAAGAAAUCAUUUUUGAAUUGGAGUUAAACACUGUUCGCGAUCUUCUCAGCCUCGACUGGGCGCGCAUAGAUCGUGACCUGUCGCGGGAGGAGUUCAAAGGUCUUACCGUCAUCUUCUACGUCAGCUGCAACGACACUAUUAUCGGGAAAGCAGUCAAAGAUGUGCAGAAAGGUAUCUCGGAUUGCCUGCCUGGAUUUCGCGAACGGGGAACGCUGUGCGUCUCGUGCAUUUGA
This is a messenger RNA of Postia placenta MAD-698-R-SB12, 1197 nucleotides long. RefSeq lists its product as hypothetical. Bases 1 to 1197 code for a protein of 398 amino acids. The transcript is spliced from 2 exons. The record is from RefSeq and is a predicted model, not a curated record. Lineage: Eukaryota; Fungi; Basidiomycota; Agaricomycetes; Polyporales; Adustoporiaceae.